Messenger RNA from Periophthalmus magnuspinnatus, 2918 nucleotides. RefSeq names its product CD40 molecule, TNF receptor superfamily member 5 (gene cd40). Gene Ontology annotation, cellular component: CD40 receptor complex; external side of plasma membrane. Gene Ontology annotation, biological process: CD40 signaling pathway; cellular response to interleukin-1; positive regulation of tyrosine phosphorylation of STAT protein. The transcript is spliced from 9 exons. Bases 163 to 1137 code for a protein of 324 amino acids. Gene Ontology annotation, molecular function: CD154 receptor binding; antigen binding. Lineage: Eukaryota; Metazoa; Chordata; Actinopteri; Gobiiformes; Gobiidae. The record is from RefSeq and is a predicted model, not a curated record.
UUUACAGGAAAUGGUCGAGUAAAGCAGAAGUGACGUCGGGAAGUACCAGGUUUUUCAAGCUCGCCCGCUGCACGCGCUCCAUUCCUCGCGGGACAGACGCUUUAAAAGGAGCAGGUGACGCAUUACGCACGGACAAACCUCACCACACUCAACGUAUACAACAUGUUUCUCUCUAUUUGCUGCGUGUUUCUCAUCUGCAGUUUGAAGGUGCUGACUGCUGCAGAUCCGGUGUGUGACCCAGAGACACAGUAUCUGCUAAAUGGACAGUGCUGUUUAAAGUGUAAACCAGGGACCAGCAUGCAGACCAACAUGUGUACUAAUCCUGUGUGCAAAGAGUGUGAUGAAAACGAAUACAUGGACAAGUACAACACUGAGCCCCUGUGUGAACGACAGCCGUACUGUGACCCCAAUCAGAAUUUCGAGUUUCCUAAGAGCACCAGUAAAACAAAGAGAUUCACGUGUUUGUGCAGAGAAGGUUUCCACUGCUCCAGCCAGACCUGCCUCACCUGUGUCGCACAUACAGAGUGUGAGCCAGGCUAUGGAGCAAAGACUACAGGAGGACAGACUAGGGACACCCAGUGUGAAAAAUGCCCUGAUGGGACAUUCUCCGAUGAAAAGUCCUGGAACAGCACCUGUAAAAAAAUGACUGAGUGUCAAUCUGGAUAUGAUCCACAAGGGGGAAGCAGUGAGUCUGAUAAUCUCUGUGUGCCUCAUAAUCGCGGACACAUCGGGGUGAUCUGUACAGUUAUUAUUGUUCCGAUUGUCUUGGGCCUUGCAGUGUUUCUCUACUGCAGAUGUAAAAAUAAAACUGGAUAUAAAUUAGCGAAGAUGCCGGUUUAUAACAAUGAUGGAGUUUACCAACAUGCAGAGGAAGAGGAGACGAGGGACGAGAAAGAGAAAAAGACUCAAGUUAUCACAAAUCCCUCAGACGACAUGGAGUCCUUUUACACAUCGGAAGAGACCGGUUCCACCUACAUCAGCACCAUACCCGUGGAGUCCGAGUAUCUGCCGAGCCCUACUCAAGUGCUCACCGCAAACGGAAAUCUUCUGUCCCAGGACAACAAAGAGCAUACCGCCCCAACACCAGAAACUCUAGGAAUGAACGGUGGCUCACAUGUUACAGUAAUACAAAACUAAGGACUGUACCACUUUAAACGCACACACUAGCAUCAUGGCUUAUGUGUAGUCGUUCUGCGCAUGUCCCAGGCCCGCAAACUCAUAGAACUGAAGUUACAUUAUUAACUAACCAUCAUUUUUUACUUUUAGUCCAGUCGUCUCUCAAUAACAAGUUUUGAAUGUGCGCUAUAUUCCUGCAGAAAAUAUACACAACAAACGAUAACAAUGAAAUUAUUCCCAAAAUUGUCAAACAGUAAUAAUUAUCUUGACAUAUAUAUGGGAUAAUCAUUUACCAGUUACUAAUCGAUAUGAUACUAAAGCUUAUAUCAAAACUACAUACUCGUUUGAAAUAUUUGGAAAGAGACAAACAAAAUGACUCCAAUCUGCACACAUGAGGAAAAUGAUUUUGUGUUUGUAAAAUCCUUAGGUCCGUUAAAACUGGCAAAGGCCAAAAUCGCAAACUGAACCGUGCAAUUAUUUAUUAUGAAUGAUGUGAAAAUCUUGUGUCGUUCUCGUGGACACAUAGACUGUAUAUAUAAAUGUACAUAGCUAACCUGCUAGUUCCAAAUAGGAAGUGAUCAUGGGUGAACUUCUGGCUUCAAUUCACUUUACGUUGAAACAUUUCCCAUCCCUCUCCCUGUACCUGCUGCAGUGAGUCAUCAUUUUGAUCUUAAAAUGUUCAUAUUAACCCGCUGUGCAUGGUUCUGGCAUUUUUAUUUCGCCAUUUUGUCCAUAAAUCAAUAUAUGAACAUUAAUAACAGACAAAUCAGGCGCCUUCUUUCCGAGAGGUCGCUCGCACUAGCGUUAGCAACAGGCUUGGUUGACAGUGUUGCUAAGUGCUCACUCCCUGCUAAACCAUCGGUGCAGCAGAAAGAGUCGUUACCUUCAACAGCCUGGCUCCGGAUUGGCUCUUUGGUUGCUAUGAUACUCACGGUCGGUACUCGGCUCCAGAUUCGCCCCUGUAACUGCUAUCCACGAUGAGCUUCAUUUGUCUGGAGCCAAACACUAUAGGCGACGUCACACUCACUUAGUCCACUUCUUUAUACAGUCUGUGCAUGGACCCACUCUUGUGUCCCCUCUCAGUUUGUUUGAUUUCUGUCACAUCCCUAGUUUGCAGCACUAUGAAUAGAUUCUACACAUUAUCAAUCUGGAACAGCUCUCCCUAAAAGCCAUCGGAAAAUACAAAACAUGACGAUUAUUUGACUCGUAUAGGAUAGGACAGAUUUUUUUUUACCUGUCCUUAAAACGUUCUGAAGGCUAAUUUUGUGACAUUCCCAUUCUUACCAGUAGGGGGCGACAGGCAAAAGCACUAAUGACAAUCCAAGCGUUCAGAUCAAUGAGUAAAAUCACUGCUAAUCGAAGGAAGACAAUUGUGCAUAUUUAAGUUAUGAAAUAUUAAUUCAAAUAUGUCAAAAAAGUAUCAAACGCGUAGCACUUUGAAGUACUUUGUGUUCAGAUCAUGGGCUGUAUAUAUAAUUCCUCUUCUAUAUAUAGUCUAUGGUGUGGACUGUGCUCUAUAAACAUAAACUCACAUGUACAUCAUCGGAGUAGUACAAUAUGCUUUUUACAAAAUUCACGUGAACCUCCUCGAUCAUGAACUGUGAAUACUAUUAAACAAAGAAGGCCACGUUUAGAAGCUACUUUGUACUGCUUUAUAAAUAUAUUUUUUAAAGUGUUAUCAUGACACGAAGUUAUGAAAUGUGAACGCACUAAAGUCAUUGUGAAGUGUUUCGUGAAGUAUUGUUGUACAUAUCUGUGUGUAGUUUGUAUAUGUGGAUAUGUAUUAAAAUGUGGAGUAAGUA